AUGGACACUGUUUCCUCAAUUCAUUUCCCACCAUCCUUCCUCAUGAGAGGGCAAACCCUAAAAUUCCCGCGCAGCGCCUCCUCAAAAGAGGCGCCGCGCUCUGACCCCACCCUCGCCCUCCCUCCCCGUCUCAGCUCCGCCUCCCUCCACCACCACUCCCACUCUUCCACCCCCCGCCUCUCCUUCACCACCCCCAAGCUCGACGCCGACGCUGCGUCCCACCGCUGCAUCUCGUCCGUGCUCAGAAAGGACGGCCAGAUCCUCUGCAUCGCGGCCGCCAACGGCCUCAUAUACACCGGCUCGCAGGCCAGCACCGUCCGCGUAUGGAAGAUGCCGGAGUUCACCGAGUGCGGCCACCUCAAGACCAAAGCGUGCAUGGUGGUGGCGCUGCAGGUCUCCAACGAUAGAGUCUUCGCCGCCUACGCCGAUUGCAAAAUUAGGGUUUGGCGCCGCACGUGCGAAGGGGACGUCAAGCACGCGCGGAUCGCCACCGUCCCCGCGCCCGGGAGUUUUCUCCGGGGAUAUAUCUCCGGCCAUGAUAAGACGUCGAAGCAUUUAGGCCCAAUUUCGUCGCUAGCAAUCAACACCAACGACGACGUUUUGUACUCGGCGUCGCUAGACAAAACCGUCAAAGUGUGGAGAAUCUCCGAUUUCAAAUGCAUCGAGACGAUCCAGGCCCACCUCGAGCCCAUCAACGCCCUCGCCCUCGCCGCGGCCGACGGCGCGCUCUACACGGCCUCGGACGACGCCACCGUGAGGGUGUGGCGCCGCGGCGGCCUCAGCAGCGGGCCCCGCUCCCACUCCCUCACGGUGACGCUCCCGACCAAGCACUCCCCCGCCAAGGCCCUGGCCCUCGCGGCCGACGGGGGCGUGCUCUACGCCGGCUGCACGGACGGCUACGUGCACUACUGGCUGAAGGGGUGUUUCUCCGGCCAGCUGCAGCACGGCGGGGCGCUGCCCGGGCACACGCACGCCGUCAUGUGCCUGGCCAGCGCCGGGACCUUUUUGGCCACCGGGUCCGCAGACUCGACUAGUCGGGUCUGGGCCAGGGAGGCCGACGGGUCCCACUCGUGCGUCGCGGUGCUGCAGGGGCACCGCGGGCCCGUGAGGUGCGUCGCCGCCUUCCCUUACGAAAAACGAAAGAAAAUACUAAUUCUAUCUCAACAAUAUCGAAACAAAUUUGAGAAAUCGAAUACCACCUUCUUCUUGUAUAAAUGA
Molecule: messenger RNA, 1218 nt
Organism: Salvia hispanica
Lineage: Eukaryota; Viridiplantae; Streptophyta; Magnoliopsida; Lamiales; Lamiaceae
Source: RefSeq, a predicted model, not a curated record